UGUGUUUUCCAUAUCCCACAUGUUAAUGGAUCUAAAAGAGAAGUUGUUCUUAUAAAUUUGUUUGAUUCUAAGAGAUCUAAAAGAGUUAUCAAAGAUUAAAUUGUAGCUUUGAGAUUUGAUCUCUCAACUUGAAUAUUUUUUGGACGAGCUUGGUUAUUAAUUGAACCGGCUAAUACUCCGGCGAUUUAAUCACAAUGAGUAACAAGCUUCUCGACAUCUAUCCUCUCGACCUUAAAUUCCAUUUUGAAUUGAAGAAAUAUAUCUCUUGCACUCAGUAUUUGACUAACAAGACCGACAAUUAUGUGGCCUUCAAGGUUAAAACGACGAAUCCAAAAAGAUAUUGUGUGAGGCCUAAUAUUGGCGUUGUUCUUCCUGGAUCCUCUAUCGAAGUUGUAGUGAUCAUGCAAGCGCAAAAGGAAGUUCCGGCUGAUAUGCAGUGCAAGGACAAGUUCUUGUUUCAGUGUUUUGUGGCUAGUCCCGGCUCUAUCGCCACAGAAAUUACUACUGAGAUGUUUAGCAAAGAGUCAGGGAAUCAAGUCGAGAACAUUAAACUGAGAGUUGUCUAUGUUGAUCCACCUCGACCACCAUUAAAAGAAGGUUCUUUACCAAGAGCUUCCGUCUCUGAUAAUGGGAACGCUUCUGCGAGUGCAGUCAUCACAAGGCUCACUGAGGAAAAGAACUCUGCGGUUCAGCUGAACAAAAAACUUCAACAAGAAUUGGACCAGUUGAAGCAGGGAAGCAAUAAAAGUCAGAGUGGUUGUGGAAUCGAUAAAAGCCAGCGUGGUUGUGGACUCCUGAUACAUAUCAAAUGGUAUAUUUCCGCAAGAGUCUUAAGAAGAAAGACAGUGAAAGAAGGGGAAGUGGCAAUACAGAUUUAACGUGAACAAAGGAAGUCAACGUUACUGUUUGACUACAUAACUUCUGGAGACGAAAGAUUUGCACGAGAGAUCGUUAUCUUAAUAAACAAUCUUGUAACGGUUUUCUGUUUUUUUU
Messenger RNA from Raphanus sativus (radish), 993 nucleotides. RefSeq names its product vesicle-associated protein 1-2-like. Gene Ontology annotation, cellular component: endoplasmic reticulum membrane; plasma membrane. Bases 195 to 878 code for a protein of 227 amino acids. The record is from RefSeq and is a predicted model, not a curated record. The transcript is spliced from 7 exons. NCBI's taxonomy places the organism in Eukaryota, Viridiplantae, Streptophyta, Magnoliopsida, Brassicales, Brassicaceae. Gene Ontology annotation, biological process: endoplasmic reticulum membrane organization.